Messenger RNA from Arabidopsis thaliana (thale cress), 963 nucleotides. RefSeq names its product myb domain protein 103 (gene MYB80). The transcript has 3 exons. The record is from RefSeq and is marked reviewed. Gene Ontology annotation, biological process: pollen development; anther wall tapetum development. Bases 1 to 963 code for a protein of 320 amino acids. Gene Ontology annotation, cellular component: nucleus. NCBI's taxonomy places the organism in Eukaryota, Viridiplantae, Streptophyta, Magnoliopsida, Brassicales, Brassicaceae.
AUGGGUCGGAUUCCAUGUUGUGAAAAGGAGAAUGUGAAGAGAGGACAAUGGACUCCUGAAGAAGACAACAAAUUGGCUUCUUAUAUUGCUCAACAUGGUACUCGUAAUUGGCGUCUCAUCCCUAAGAAUGCUGGGUUGCAAAGAUGUGGGAAGAGUUGUAGGCUGCGAUGGACAAACUAUCUGCGUCCGGAUUUGAAACAUGGCCAGUUCUCGGAGGCUGAAGAACAUAUCAUUGUCAAGUUUCACUCUGUUCUUGGUAACCGGUGGUCGUUGAUUGCGGCGCAACUUCCUGGUCGGACAGACAACGAUGUGAAAAAUUAUUGGAACACGAAGCUGAAGAAGAAGUUGUCAGGAAUGGGAAUAGAUCCGGUGACCCACAAGCCUUUCUCGCAUCUAAUGGCAGAGAUCACCACUACACUUAAUCCUCCUCAGGUUUCUCACCUAGCCGAAGCUGCCCUCGGCUGUUUCAAGGACGAGAUGCUUCACUUGCUCACCAAGAAACGUGUUGACCUAAACCAAAUCAACUUUUCAAACCAUAACCCUAACCCAAACAACUUUCACGAGAUUGCUGAUAAUGAAGCUGGUAAGAUAAAGAUGGAUGGUUUGGACCAUGGGAAUGGGAUAAUGAAGUUAUGGGACAUGGGUAAUGGAUUCUCAUAUGGAUCCUCUUCGUCUUCGUUUGGGAAUGAAGAAAGAAAUGAUGGAUCAGCGUCUCCUGCCGUUGCAGCUUGGAGGGGUCACGGAGGAAUACGUACCGCGGUAGCUGAAACCGCGGCAGCGGAGGAGGAGGAGAGAAGGAAGCUGAAGGGAGAAGUGGUUGAUCAAGAGGAGAUUGGAUCUGAAGGAGGAAGAGGAGAUGGAAUGACGAUGAUGAGGAACCAUCAUCAUCAUCAACAUGUGUUUAAUGUGGAUAAUGUCUUGUGGGAUUUACAAGCUGAUGAUCUCAUCAAUCAUAUGGUUUGA